AUGAGACCAUUCCUGAAGAUUUCACCUAUGGACUUACCUUCAGAUUCUUACUAUGAUAUUUUCAAAAACUCAUUCACAAUUAUUCAUCUGUUGCAGGGUUGCAAUGAUCCCUAUGCUCUGACCAGGAUUAGUCUGCAUAUGACAACACAGAAAGAUGAUGUAACCCUAGCAGUGUCAGGUGAAGAUGCUCUGCUGCCCUCACCUCAGAAUAUCUCUAUUCUUUCUACCAACAUGAGACACUUCUUAACAUGGAGUCCUGUGACCAUCCAGGGUGAAACUGUGAGAUACUCUGUUGAAUUUCAGGGGGAGUAUGAACGUGAGUAUGCUAAUGAGAGCUGGAUCCCCAUCUGUGAGUGUUCACUCAUCACAGCUACAGUGUGUAACAUCACAGAGGAUAUCUCAGCCACUGUGGCCUAUAACCUGCGUGUAAGGGCAGACACUGGUGCUCGAAGAUCACAAUGGGGCACCCUGAAGGGUUUCUUCAAUCGCAUCACAACUUCCCUGACCCCACCUCCAAUGAAGGUCAUAGCAGAUGGGUAUCAUUUACUAGUGGAGCUGAAAGACAUGGGGCCUGCCUUUCAGUUCUGUGUCCUCUAUUGGAAGAAAGGCCAGGAGAGUAGGAUGCACUGGAAGAUGGUGAAAGAUGUCAGCUCCACAGUUCACCUGGACACCAUGGAGGCAGGACAUGAUUAUUGUGUAAAAGCUCAGACAUACGUCGAGACGAUCAACAGAAGCAGUAGCUUCAGCCAGACACAGUGCGUGAGGGCACAAGGUGGCAGAUCCUUGUGGCUCGUUACUGCCAUGAUAUCCUCUGCUGGCUUUGCCCUGGCAGCUUUGACCCUGCUUUUCCUUGCCUGGAAAACAAGUAAAAUCUUUCAGUAUUCCUGCUGCCCCAUUGCUGUCCUGCCAGACACACUGAAAGCAGCAGAGCCCCCCGCCCAGCUGAUACUGUGUGGGAAUGAAGAAGCUGAGCAAUGUGAUCUGAUGGUGUGUGUGAUGCCUUCAGAAGAGGUUCUCCGACUUUGGAUUCAAGAAACACUUUAGCACACACCCCAAAAAAAAUCCCUGAUCCUGUGGAAACAUCUUCUAAACAGACCUGGCAGAUCAUGCUUCAGCAGGAGUCCUCAGAGUACCAACAAGUAGCAAUGUUAUCUUUGUGUAUAAAAACUGCUGUGAAAAAAGCGUUGUGUAUAAACAUGCGGCCUGCUCUCAUCCUCUUCAUUACACCUUCAUCCACCUACAGAAAAGCCAGUAAAGGCCACAGGUGACAACUGCCAGUUUCUGUACUUUCCCUUUAUAUCCAUACCUAUGACCAGACAAAAGUUAACUCAUCUUCCCUUCACCUUUCUCAGCCACAUGGAUGGCCCCAAGGUAGAGCCCACUCUUCAGGCACCAGUUCACCAGAGCAGUAAGUGUAGGGGUCCUAGGGGUCCCUUAAGCCCCUUAAUCCCUUAAGCCCAAACCACUUCGGUGUCAGCAUUUUUGCCUCAGUAUUUUUCAAAGAAAUUACCCUGUGAUGAAAUAAGCAGCAAGAGCUUCUUAGAUGGCCAAACAGCUGGAACAAACAGGGGAAAAAAUGGUAUCAGACCCUGAGCUGAGGUUAUGAUUAUUGGAAAUAAUGUUGAAAAUGAGUGGUUGUGACAUGAGAAUUUGCUGUAUGUGACAGAUAGCAAUAUAUGGUGAGAAUAAAACUUACAGCACCAUGAGGGAUGGCAGGGUUUUGUGAGUGCCUAGCAGGGAGCAAAGGUAGAGAAAGGUAGGCUCAAGAAAUGGGAAAAGAAACAGAAAGAAGGACAAAAAGAUGUGCAAAUCAUGUGGCCAGGGCUGUUCAGGCCGGGGCUGGCCUGUUGCCAGUCUCGUGGUUCAUCCCCACAGCUGAAGCAAGAUGCUGACUAUGUCACACAGGGCAAACCUGUCUCUGUGGCCACGAAGGCCAGGGUGGGGGCAACUGGAGUGCUUACCUUGGCUAGCAGGAGAAUAUCAGGAAGGAUUUAUCAAGCAGCCCAGCAUUACCAUGUCUGUGGCUAUUUCAGGCCUGAUGACACCGUUUUCUUCCGGAUAUCUCGUCAUCAUGU
Anas platyrhynchos (mallard) is the source of this 2075-nucleotide messenger RNA. NCBI's taxonomy places the organism in Eukaryota, Metazoa, Chordata, Aves, Anseriformes, Anatidae. The record is from RefSeq and is a predicted model, not a curated record.